Molecule: messenger RNA, 560 nt
Organism: Bursaphelenchus okinawaensis
Lineage: Eukaryota; Metazoa; Nematoda; Chromadorea; Rhabditida; Aphelenchoididae
Source: the annotation of a GenBank genome assembly
AUGGGGGAAACUGAAGAAGCCGUCAGCAGAUUCCUCAAGUCGAUGCAGUGCAAACUCAAGUUUCUCCAAACUCAAGGUGUGAUGGACAUGAGCGAAAGACUGCACAAGUCCAUCCCUCACGCCAGUCUUGCGUGGGCCUCCAUGUUGAUGGUCAAACUGUAAGUUUAAGUUGUUUUUGGGAUGUGUUUGAGUGGCAUAGUUAUCAAAUAUUUACCACAUUUUUACUAAUUUUUAAACAUUUUAGGCGACAAUCUUCAACUUUACUCAAAGAAGAUGCAAUUUUCUACAGGAUCCUAAAGAACGCUCCAGAACUCAAGUACGAAGAUCUGGUAUGCGAUCUACUGUAUCAGUUCAAGUAUACGGUAACUGGACUUAGCGUGGCGAGGGAAACGGAAGAAGCCAUCAGCAGUUUCCCCAAGUCGAUGCAGUGCAAACUCAAGUUACUCCAAACACAAGGUGUGAUGGAAGUGAGCGAAAGACUGCACAAGUCUAUCUUUCACACCAGUCUACAUCAAGUCAUUCACGCUUGGCAGCUGAAAAUACUACCCUUGGCAGAAUAA